Molecule: messenger RNA, 4212 nt
Organism: Volvox carteri f. nagariensis
Lineage: Eukaryota; Viridiplantae; Chlorophyta; Chlorophyceae; Chlamydomonadales; Volvocaceae
Exons: 8
Coding region: 1-4212 (1403 amino acids)
Biological process (GO): GPI anchor biosynthetic process
Cellular component (GO): endoplasmic reticulum membrane
Molecular function (GO): mannose-ethanolamine phosphotransferase activity
Source: RefSeq, a predicted model, not a curated record
AUGCCCAAGCUUACGGGCCUGCUGUCAGACGCGGGCGCAGCUGCGGUGGCCCUUAAGUUUAUCGCGGACACCCCAACCAUUACGAUGAGCCGGCUCAAAGCUAUCCUAACGGGCGGCCUGCCCACCUUCCUGGACAUUGGUCAAAGCUUCUCGGCAGCUGCUCUCGGCGAGGAUAACCUCCUGGCGCAGAUGCGGGCCCGAGGGAUGCGCGUGGUGGUCAUUGGCGACGACACGUGGGCCCAGCUUGCUCCGCCCGACCACUACACUGCCUGUCACCCCUAUCCUGCCUUCGAUGUGCGCGACCUACACACCGUAGAUGAUGGCGUGUGGCAUCACCUGCUCCCAUAUCUGCGCCACGCCACAGCCUGCUCGGGUAACUGCACCGCCGUUACUGGUGGUGGUGCCGCUGCUGCUGCUACCGCCGCCGUGGAAACUGCUUCUGCUGCCGCCGUGGAUUGGGACGUGCUGGUGGCGCAUUACCUAGGCGUGGACCAUGCGGGGCACACGUACGGCGGGGCCAGCAAGGAGAUGUACGACAAGUUACGGCAGAUGGACGAGCAGGUCGCAACAGUUGCUGGUGAUCACGGUGGCGGCUCGGAUGCUGAGCGGGAAAGCGUGCUGUUGGCGUUCAAUAUGGGCCGCUGGAAGAGGGCAAGGCAGGUUGCUGCGGCCGCAGCCUCCGGAACCGGGGACGGCAGGGGAAAAGGCGGGACCCCUGCCGCUGACAUCACAGCAGCGGCGGCGGCGGCUGCGGCGGCCAAUUCGGCGGCGCCUGAGGCCAUAUCGCAGAUAGAUUUGACACCCACGCUGGCGCUGCUGCUCGGCCUCCCCGUACCGUACGGCAACCUGGGCCGGGUGAACCGACGGCUGUGGGAUAUGGCCCACGGGGAGGGGCGCGGUCGAGCAGAUGGUGGCGGCGGCGGUGCUGCCGCCGCCGCCGCCGCUGCCGACACCUGUUGCCGGGGCGUCAUCACUCCGGACGCCACUGCAGCCACUGCGGCCGUCUCCACGGCGGGGCACUCGCCGCCGUCACCUGCGCCCAGUGGGCAAGGUGGCGCCAGGAGGAGCUACCUAGCAGCGCUGCGGGCCAACGCCGUACAGGUGGGCCGCUACUUGGCGUCGUACGCCGCUAAGGCCGGGCUGCCCUCGGGUGGGCUGGGGCACUGCACUCGGCUGCUCCGUGAAGCGCAUGCGGCGUUCCGUCGGCUGCACCGUUGCGGCGGCAGUAGUAGCGGUGGCGGCCGCUGUUGCAGCUGCAGCGGCAGUGGCAAUAGCAGCUCGGAGGGUGACGUCAUCGUCGGGAACAGCGGUCGCGGGAGAGACACCGCCGUCGGCGCUAAUGCAGGCGACGACAGCGGCGAUAACAUCGGCAGCGGCGGCGGCGGGGAGGAUCCUGUGGCGGAUGAGGACACCGUGGCGUCUCUGUACGAGGCGUUUCUAGAAGCAGCAGCGUCGCUGGCGCGGCUCAAGUUCACUCGCUUCCGCCUGGGCUCCAUGGCAUUGGGUUGCGGACUGGCCCUGGGCUGCGUGUGUCUCCACGUUUGGCUGCUGGCCAGGCUGUGUGGGUGCGAGAUGGAGUUGUUGCUGGACCCGCUGGGUGGCGGCGCCGCGGCGGCGGCGUUCGUCCAUGCGCUGGGGCUGUUCAGCGCCAAUUGGAUUCAAGGCGAGGGCCGGAUCCAAUGCUACAGCCUGGCGGCGGCAGCGCUAGCGCUGUGGGUCCUUGCAGCAUUCCGAAAAGACGACGACGAUGACAAAGGUGGUGAGGGCGGAGGGCCGGCGGUGGCGGCGGUGGCGGCCGCGUCUUUGUCGCAAUGCCACCGUGCUGUACGGCAGGAAUCUGGAGGAUGCGGCUGCCGGGAUCAUCGUGAUUCGUCGCGGCAUCCUAAUCAUCAAGGGACUCUGCGGCCCCAGCCUAGGCCUCCUCGACAGCAGAGGCGGCAGCAGCAGUUAUUCGUUCGGCCCUCCUGGAGCUACGUGGAGCUACGGCGUCGGGCUCGACUGGGCGGCUUGGUAGCUGUAGCACUAGCAUGCAAUCUGGGGCUGCAGCGCUACAGCCUCAUCGACCGAUGGGGUAGCGAUCCGCAUGACAAGCGACAGCUGGCGGCGGCGGGCGUGGCUGUAGCGGCGGCGGCGACAACGACAAUCCCGCAGGCCGCUGCUGGCGGCGCGGGAGCUGUGGUGAACCCGUUGGCCGCGGUGCCUCCGCGGGCGCUACUGCUAGCGGCGCUCGAGACGCUGGUGCCGUUAGGGCUACUGCCUGCGCUGCUUGCGGUGCUGCGGCCGCAGAAGCCGAUGCCAGUCCUAGCUGCUGACGCUUUGGUACGGCAUCAGCGGCGGCGCCGGCAGCAGCAAUUUCAAGGCGGCUGGCGAGGGCUGCAGUGGAAGCUGCUGGGAGUGGCGCCGUUCCAGCUGGCGGCGGCGCUGUGGGUCGUACAGCUGACGGGCGCAGGCGACCUGUCCUUGCGUGCCAUGGCGGCGGGGCCGUUGGUAGCGGCGCUUCUUGCGCCCGCACGCGGACUCCUCCGAAUAACAAUUUCACCGCUGCUGACGGUGCUGUACGGCAUGGGUGGGUCGGCGCUGUUUGGGACGUUGCGGACCGUGGCACGAUGGCCUGCAGCAGCCCUGCUAUGGGAGGGAGCUGUAGCGGUCUGUGAGCUGCCGUUGCGGCUUCUGCUGCCCCGUCUCGUGUAUGGUCUGGCAUGCCUGGGAGCCCUGCAGAUGCCACUGCUGGCGGCGGCGUGGCUAGGGGCGGCGGAAUCGCGCUGGCGGCGACCGGGGCAGUGGCGGCGGGGGACGGUCGGAUGCGGGUGCGCUGUGGUGCCCUCAGCCGUGGCGGCCGCAGCCGUCGCGGAUGGAGGGAUCGACGUGUUGUACAGGGGUUCGUACAGUCGCGACGGCGGAGACAAGACGAUGGCGUGCUCGCGGAAGGGAAGUACGGCCGGCCCCAGCAGUACGGCGGUCGUGCUCGACGCCGUGUGUACGGCAAUCAGCGGCUUCACGGCUGUUGUGUCGCUGCUGUUGGGUCAACGGGGUCCCGUCAUUAUGUUGUUGCUCUGGGCACAUGCGCUGAGCCUCUUUGGCCUGCUGCUGGUAGCAGGACGGCCCCGCCGAUGCCGAGUACGGCAAGACACCGGUACGGCAGCGCCGGCGGCGGCGGCAGCAACGCCAGCAGGGCCAGCAGCGGCAGGUUUGGAGGCUGCGGCUGGCGCUUUACUGGCAGCGCUGGGCACGCAUGCCUUCUUCCUCACCGGGCACUUUUGCGAAUUCUCCGGUCUGCAAUACGACUCACCCUUUGUGGGAUUCGAUCACAUGACCUGGUUCGCGACGCCGCUGUUAUUCUGGCUGAAUUCGUUUGGCGGCCUCAUGUUGCCCGCCCUUUCGCUCCCGCUCGUGGCAGUGGCGGUCGCCGCCGCGGAGGCGCCAUCAUCUGCCGCCAGACGUUCGCCGCCACACCCAGGCCAUGCCCGGGAUCACUCGCUGCAUAGCCCCCGUCACCACCACCAGGAUUACAGCCAAGGUCACGUAAACACCUGCGACGGAGGUAAUGCCGAUGCCGACCAAUCGCAAUACACAGCCUCGCGGCCACUGAUUGCAUCAGGCAGUGCGCAGGCGCUGCACCAACCAGAUUCCUCAUUGCCACCACGAACCCGGACCCUGCGCCCGACUCCGGACACCUCACCGUCGCGUCCGCUUCAGCCGCCGCAGGUACAGCCGCAACAAUCGCAGCAGCACCGACUGCUCCAGCAGCAGCAGCAACAGCAACAGGCGCCACGCGACUGCGGCGGUGAAGUCCAGGCAGGGGCAAAAGAUUCCGACCCGGACUGCUCCAUCCUCCGUCGAGCUGCGUGCGGCAACGCUGACCCGCCCCACUGUCCGGGGCCUGGUGGUGGUGGCUAUCACGGCCUUGGCGGCGGUGGCGGCGGCAAAGCCGGUCAUGGCGAAGCGCUGGCCGGGCGUCGGGAUGGUGGCGGCGGUGGUGUGGUGGUGUUGGUGGCGCUCUCCUUUUGGCGCUCGCUUGCUCUGUGUACGGCAGUUAUGAACGCGGCCCUUCAGCGGCACCAUGUGGUGGUGUGGGCGCUUUUCGCACCCAAGCUCGUGUUUGAAGUGGGCUUCACGGCAGCUACGUACGUGACUCUGUUGGCGGCGGCAGCGCCCCUAGCAGCUGUGAUGGUGGAGGCGGAGGCGGCGCCGGACAAGGAUGAGGGUUCCUGA